AGAUAAACCCAAAUAUCCCCCAUCCUGUCCGUUGUUUAGAAAACCCCAAAACCCUUUUCACCCAAAAACCCCAGACCCCGUGAAACGCUCUCGCCCCCCCUUCCUCGGCCCGUUGUUGCCUCGGGUCAGGCCGCCUCCUUCGUCGUCCUGAAGCUCGCCGGAGCUAUACCGGUAGCUCACGUUUCUCUCUCCUCGUUUGUCUGGUUGUUGGUCUUAUUCUUCGUCCUCUGGUUCGUGGUUCGUUCUGGCUGUUGCAUCGAGAACCGGUGAACGUCGCACCGCCUUCGGCCACCGCUCGCUGCUGCUCUCGUCUCGCCGGAUUACGUUGCCCCUAUCUUUCUCUCUUCGUUUGUUGUUUACGCGAGUGUUGUUGUGCAGCACUGCUCUUCGUGCGCCAAUGCCAUCGUGGUUGUGGUUGUUGGUGGUUCUGCUGCUGGUUGUUGUGUUCAGCCGCUGCUGCCGCUGUUAUUGUGGUUGACGGUGCUCUCCGCUGUGCACUGAAGCUUCGAAACCAUCCCUCAACCCCUCUGUCCCUUGUUCUUCGCUGCUCCUAGUAGAGCCAAGUACAUGGAAAACGCACGGUGAACAUUCCUCUGGCGACAGCUCAAAAGCCAUUGCACAUUCUAUUGGAAGAGAAGUUCAUCUCAUUACUGCAAACAUGUAAGAAAAUAAAAAACGUGUACCAAAUACAAGCUCAAGUCAUUAUUCACGGGCUUCAGCAUAGCUACUAUGUAGUCCCAAGACUCAUUGCCCAGUCUGCAGAAUUGAGGCAUGUUAGAUAUGCUCGCUGCUUGUUUGAUCAAAUGCUUGAUCCAGAUGUUGUAAUAUACAAUGUGAUGUUCAAGGGAUAUAGCCAAAAUGGAGAGCACAAAGAAGUUAUUUCUUUGUUCGGGAAAAUGAUGGAAUUCCAUAUAAAGCCAAGCUGUUGUACAUUUCCUAUGAUUUUGAAAUCUUGUGGGAAGUUGGUGGCACUGUGUGAAGGUGAGCAAGCUCAUUCUCUUGCGAUUAAGAAUGGUUUUAAAACAAACACGUUUGUGGGUAAUACAUUAAUUGAUAUGUACUCACGUGCUGGUAAAGUUGAAUUAGCGUAUAAGGUGUUUGGUGAGAUACCUUUUCGAAAUAUUGUUACUUGGACUUUAAUGAUUAAUGGGUUUAUUCUCUAUGGCAACUUGAAAUCAGCAAGGGAACUUUUUGACUUGACUUCAGAGAGAGAUGUUGUCUUAUGGAACACUAUGAUCUCGGGAUACAUUGAGAUUGGAGAUAUGGAAACUGCACACAAGCUCUUUGACAAUAUGCCACACAAGGAUACAAUGUCUUGGAAUACAAUAUUGAACGGGUAUGCAAAUAAUGGGAAGAUCAAGGCUUGCGAAGAAUUGUUUGAAGUAAUGCCAAAGAGAAAUAUUUUUUCUUGGAAUAUACUCAUUUGUGCAUAUGCAAAACUUGGUCGUUUCUUUGAAGUUUUGACCACUUUCCAGAGGAUGCUGUCUGAGGCUGAGGUGCUUCCAGAUAAUGCUACCUUGGUUACUGUGUCGUUAGCAUGUGCAAGGCUGGGAGCACUUGAUUUAGGAAUGUGGUUGCAUAUAUACGCCCAGCGUAUUGGAUACGAAGGAAAUAUACAGGUUGAAAAUGCUCUGAUGGACAUGUAUGCAAAAUGUGGACACAUUGAAAAUGCUAUGUAUGUGUUUAAGGGCUUAGUCAAGAGAGAUUUGGUAUCUUGGAACACCAUUAUUGGUGGCUUAGCGAUGCAUGGUCAUGCCUCUGAAGCCUUAGUGCUGUUUGAUCAGAUGAAAAACGGCAGGGUACAACCUGACGGAGUCAGUUUUCUGGGUGUUCUUUGUGCCUGCACUCAUAUUGGUCUAGUUGAGGAGGGGCUGACUUAUUUUCAGAGCAUGGCUGAUUAUUCCGUCAACCCUCAAAUUGAACACUAUGGUUGUCUGAUUGAUUUAUAUGCUCGAUCAGGUCAUCUCACCGAAGCUCUUAAUAUCGUCAAAAUGAUGCCCAUGGAGGCAGAUACGGUCAUAUGGGCCUGUUUACUCGGGGCAUCUCGGAUUUACAAAAAUGCGGCGAUAGCUGAGAUCGCUCUUGAACAACUAAUGAAGCUUGAACCAGGUAAUCCAGCAUACUACCUUAUAUUGUCAAACAUGCAUGGAGAGGCUGGGGAAUGGAAAACUGUGCCUAAGCUAAAACUUGCCAUGAGGGAUACUAGAUUUAGGAAGAUGCCUGGCUGUAGCAUGAUAGAGAUUCAUGACAAAGUGGUUGAAUUCUAUUCAAUGGAUCAAAGGCAUUGUGAGACAGAGGAAAUAUAUGUAUGCUUGAGAAGUUUAUCCAAGCUAAUGCAUUCUUUAGAGUUUCGACCUGAGGAUAUGGAGCUUGAGUAGGAAGGCUUAAUGUAACAGGGUCUGCCACAACUUUAACAGAUUUUCUUGUUUAUUGUGCUUUUUAUUCUUCGUCUACUUGUUUUCGUGCUAUGUACUUGCUCAAAUGUUCUUUCCUUUUACAUUUUCUUUUUUGAUAAUGCUAGAAAAUUUUGGCCGAAUUAGUUAAUGUAUACUAGAAAGAAAAUUACACUUUACCCUGGUAUCCUAUAUUCAAGACCGCACAUUAUUGA
Messenger RNA from Beta vulgaris subsp. vulgaris (sugar beet), 2608 nucleotides. Its product is annotated as pentatricopeptide repeat-containing protein At3g29230. Gene Ontology annotation, molecular function: protein binding; RNA binding. Gene Ontology annotation, biological process: RNA modification. The transcript is spliced from 2 exons. The record is from RefSeq and is a predicted model, not a curated record. Lineage: Eukaryota; Viridiplantae; Streptophyta; Magnoliopsida; Caryophyllales; Amaranthaceae. Bases 804 to 2378 code for a protein of 524 amino acids.